UCUCCCCACACUCUCGAUGUCGUCUCUCGAAAUAGGUUCGGCCAGAGUCGGCGACGUCCUCGUCGUUUCGGCGGCCGAUAACGACGAUGUUUCCCCCAUCGAAGAAGUACGUCUUACAGUUUCUAAUGACGACGACACGACACUCCCCGUUUGGACAUUCCGAAUGUGGUUCAUCGGACUCCUCUCUUGUGUUCUCCUUUCUUUCCUCAAUACGUUUUUCAGUUACCGGUCGGAGCCACUCCAGGUUACCAUGAUAUCCAUACAGGUGGCGUCGCUCCCUGUGGGAAAGUUUAUGGCGAGAGUGCUACCAACCACCAAGUUUAAGAUCCCCGUGGUAAACAAGGAGUUUACGCUGAACCCUGGUCCGUUUAACGUAAAAGAACAUGUGUUGAUCUCUAUUUUUGCUAAUGCUGGGGCUGCGUUUGGUGGCGGGACGGCUUAUGCUAUCAGUAUCGUGGAUAUUAUCCGGGCUUUUUAUCAUAGGAAGAUCGGUUUCUUAGCUAGUUGGAUUUUAGUCAUCACCACACAGGUUUUGGGGUAUGGAUGGGCGGGGAUUAUGAGGAGGUUCGUGGUCGAACCUGCGGAAAUGUGGUGGCCAAGUAGCCUGGUUCAGGUUUCUCUUUUCAGGGCCAUGCACGAGAAAGACAAUAGCCGCAAGUCCCGAGGGAAAUUCUUCUUGAUUGCACUUAUUUGCAGCUUCUCCUGGUACGUGUUUCCAGGCUACUUGUUCCCCACAUUGUCAGCCAUUUCUUGGGUGUGCUGGGCAUUUCCCAAGUCCGUAACAGCCCAGCAGAUCGGAUCGGGAAUGCAAGGGAUCGGCAUCGGAUCGUUUGCAGUCGACUGGUCGGUCAUUGCUUCCUUCCUCGGCAGCCCUCUGGUGACCCCUUUCUUCGCAAUUGUUAAUAUCUUUGUAGGCUUUGCGUUAUUCUUGUAUGUCGUACUUCCGACUGCCUACUGGGGACUUGACCUUUACCAAGCUCGCAACUUCCCUAUUUUCUCCUCACAUUUGUUUAAUCACAAGGGGGAACCAUACAACGUAUCAGGCAUUGUAAACCAGAAUUUCGAAAUCGAUAUGCCGGCAUAUGAGCAGCAGGGACUUGUAAACUUGAGCGUCUUCUUUUCUCUCACUUAUGGCAUUGGCUUUGCUGCCAUUAUAUCUACUCUUUCACACGUAGCUGUGUUUAAUGGAAAGGAGAUACAUACACAACUGAAAGCUUCUUUCAAGGGAAAAGAAGAUAUUCAUACAAGGUUAAUGAAGAAGUAUAAGAGCAUACCGAACUGGUGGUUUUACCUGUUGCUCGGGUUGACAUUGCUGCUUUCUCUUGCGUUAUGUGUUUUUAUGAAACGUGACAUCCAAAUGCCUUGGUGGGGACUUAUCUUUGCAGCUGCCAUUGCUUUAGCUUUCACUCUUCCUGUUAGCAUCAUAACUGCCACUACAAAUCAGUCACCAGGACUGAAUAUCAUCACUGAGUACAUCAUGGGUUACAUUUUACCAGGAAAACCAAUAGCCAAUGUUUGCUUCAAAACCUACGGAUAUAUAAGCAUGGCACAGGCAGUUUCCUUUCUUAACGAUUUCAAGCUCGGCCAUUACAUGAAGAUUCCACCAAGAUCGAUGUUUGUAGUCCAGAGCAUUGGGACUGUGAUAGCUGGAACAGUGAACCUUGCAGUGGCAUGGUGGCUGCUGACCACAGUUGAGAACAUAUGCCAGGAUCACCUACUUCCUCCCAACAGUCCAUGGACAUGUCCCGGUGACCGAGUCUUCUUCGAUGCAUCGGUUAUCUGGGGUCUUGUCGGACCGAAAAGGAUCUUCGGUCCCCUCGGGAACUACUCUGCUCUCAACUGGUUCUUUCUUGGAGGUGCCGUGGGGCCUGUAGUGGUAUGGCUAUUCCACAAAGCUUUCCCUAACCAGAAAUGGAUCCCACUGAUCAAUCUUCCAGUGCUCUUGGGAGCAACAGCUGCGAUGCCACCAGCCACAUCAUUGAACUUCAAUUGCUGGCUUAUAAUUGGAUUCAUCUUCAAUUACUAUGUUUUCAAGUACCGAAAAGGUUGGUGGCAGAGAUACAAUUAUGUUCUCUCUGCAGCACUUGAUGCUGGGUUGGCUUUCAUGGGAGUGCUCUUAUAUUUCACAUUGACAAUGCACGGAAUUAGCAUAUCUUGGUGGGGAAGUGAUGGCGAGCACUGCGAUCUAGCUUCUUGUCCAACAGCAAAAGGCAUAGUUGUAGAUGGUUGUCCAGUUUUUUAGAUUCAUUUCAAUUCAACAUCAAAUAAUUUAGGCUUCAAGAACUCUACAUUUUUAUAAUUAGCACAUUCUCUAGAAGAAAAAGAAAAAAAUAGUAUUUGUUUAAAUGUUUUAAAUAUAGUCAUUUUAUAUUA
Messenger RNA from Gossypium raimondii (Peruvian cotton), 2373 nucleotides. RefSeq names its product oligopeptide transporter 2. The transcript is spliced from 6 exons. Lineage: Eukaryota; Viridiplantae; Streptophyta; Magnoliopsida; Malvales; Malvaceae. The record is from RefSeq and is a predicted model, not a curated record. Gene Ontology annotation, molecular function: oligopeptide transmembrane transporter activity. Gene Ontology annotation, biological process: transmembrane transport. Bases 17 to 2242 code for a protein of 741 amino acids.